Messenger RNA from Neomonachus schauinslandi (Hawaiian monk seal), 509 nucleotides. Its product is annotated as adipocyte enhancer-binding protein 1-like. The transcript is spliced from 4 exons. The annotation marks the transcript as partial. The record is from RefSeq and is a predicted model, not a curated record. Lineage: Eukaryota; Metazoa; Chordata; Mammalia; Carnivora; Phocidae.
CCCCCAUCGGGAUGGAGUCCCACCGUAUCGAGGACAACCAGAUCCGGGCCUCGUCCAUGCUGCGGCAUGGCCUGGGGGCACAGCGAGGCAGGCUCAACAUGCAGGCCGGGGCCACCGAGGAUGACUACUAUGACGGGGCAUGGUGCGCUGAGGAUGAUGCUCAGAGACAGUGGAUCGAGGUAGACACCAGAAGGACCACCAAGUUCACAGGCAUCAUCACCCAGGGCCGUGACUCCAGCAUCCAUGAUGACUUCGUGACCUCCUUCUUCGUGGGCUUCAGCAACGACAGCCAGACGUGGACGAUGUUCACCAACGGCUAUGAGGAAAUGACCUUCCAUGGGAACGUGGACAAGGACACGCCCGUGCUGAGCGAGCUCCCGGAGCCAGUGGUGGCCCGCUUCAUCCGCGUCUACCCACUCACCUGGAAUGGCAGCCUGUGCAUGCGCCUGGAGGUGCUAGGGUGUCCCGUGUCUCGUGAGUGCAGGGGGCUGCUGGGCAGCCGGCGGGGG